GAAGGGCAAUAUUCAUCCGCUUAGAGCACAUGAUCCCCAAUCCACCCUGCUCCCGAGGCUUGCAGAUGUCAGGCCAGCUGACCAAGUGAUACUUCUGCUUGCCAUGCUCGCCAGCCCAAUAGAAGCGGGAUUGGAUUUUGGUGAUCUCCUUAUGGAGAGAUUCGUGGAGGCUGUAGAAACUCAUAAGAAAUAAGAGGAGGCCGGAGAGGGAGGAGUUGAUAAGAAUAGUCCGGGCCGCCUUGGAGAGCCACCUCCCCUGCCAGGGCUCGCAUCUAGUCUGGAGCUUGGUCACAGAGGGGCGAAGAUCGGCGGCCAAGAGGCGCGAGUCACUGAUGGGCGUCCCAAGGUAGGUAGUGGGGAACGAGCCCAGGCGGCAAUUAAGUCUAUUGGCGAUGGCCACUGUAGCCACGCCCCGUCCCCAAUCCUCCCUCCAAUCGGCGGCGGAGAGCACUACCCGGCGAGGGGCGCAGCUCCCCGUCCCACCCUGUCGCCGCGCCUCUGCCCUCCACUCAAGCACGAACGGCUUCGCUGAUCUGCGCCGGCGGCCAUCCCUGGUUUCCCUUCCACGUCUCUGGCGAGUCUUUUGCAGAAACUGGUCCAGGAGAUGCCUAGAAAGAAUCAAGAAUGUACAAGCACGGGAGGAGGAGCAAGCACAAGCAAGAAGAGAAAGGCUUCUUUACAGUCCAACUCCAACCGAGAAGAUUCUCCGCCUCCGAGGGAUGACCUAUCACGCAUAUUACGCAAGAGCCUACUUCCCUGUGGUUAUCCUAUGCCAUCUAAGAUUGCUGGGGGCAUGCGCUUGGUGAAUACAUUUGAGCUCUGCUUUGGAAAUUUAGAUGGCUACAGUGAAGAGCAAACCAGCAUUAAGUUGCUUGCUUUGAGCCUAUGCCAGUCCAUUGUUUCACUUGCUGCUUUUAAGGGUAAAACUAGACAGUUUACAUGCACAGGCACAAUCAUACAGCACACAACAUCCAGCAUGAGCAUUCUAACCUCUGCUAGCUUGAUUAGAUCCCCUGAAGAUGAAAGUAAGAUACUUGAUAAACUGGAGAUUAAGGUGCGCCUGCCCAAUGGCAAGCUUGUUGUAGGAAAACUGUGGAAAUAUAAUUUUUAUUAUAAUAUUGCUGUUGUGAACACCAAGGCUUUUCCAGAACUUCGUGCAGCAUGCUUUCAUAAUGAGGUGACAGCUAAUGUCAAAUUCUCCCAAAGUAAACUGGUAGCUAUUGGACGAGUUUUUGAAUCUGGAGAACUAAUGGCUACAGGUGGGACACUGCUGUACAAAACUUGCAAAUUCAAUUGCCAGCAACUCAUGGCAUCUACUUGUAAGACCACAAAGGCUGGAAUUGGGGGCCCCAUUGUUGCUGCUGAUGGAAAAUUCAUAGGCAUGAGCUUUUAUUAUAAGGAUGGAGCUCCUUUCUUACCAAUCACUAUCCUCCAGAAAUGCUUAAAGCACUUCAAUGAAUUUGGGAGAGUUCUGCAGCCAUGGCAUGGUCUGAGGAUUGGAUCACUUCAAGCUGAAAAACUGUGUGUCCGUGAAGAAGUACAUGACAGCUUCCCCCAUGCACAUGACAUUUACGUACAGAAGGUUGUGGGUGGAUCCCCGGCAGCAGAUUCUGGAAUCAAAGCUGGCGAUGUAAUUUCCAAGCUUGAUGACUUUUCGCUGUCCAAUGCACACGAGUUCCAUGAGCUGAUUUUGGACAAGGCAGAGAGUGCUUUACGACAUGGUGAAGGAAUGCAUUUUACGGUAUCUGUCCUAAGGCCAAGCAGUGGUUUUCAGUUCUGUGCAACUAUCAGUGCUGAAGUUAUCGACACAAGCAAACAAAACAUGAGCAAUCAAAACAAGAGCAAGGAAAACAGUGUUAGAUGGCCGGUAUCCAAGACGAAGUGGCUAUAUCCAGAUGACGUACGUGAUGCUGAUAUGAUGCCCCUUGUUCGGAAGUGUCGUCGACCUGGCUAUAUAUAUGAAGCCCCCUUGACCACUGACUUAUCUAGAUACACAAGGCUCUGAUGAAUAAUCAAGUUGAGCAAUCUUGUAGGGCUAGUCAAGAGGAGUUUGGCAUUCUUAGGGAACCCUAUGUGAACGUUUUUGUUUUCUGAUCCAUAUUUGGCGAAUAAACGGCAUGUUACCCACCUGUAUGUUUGAUUGUUUUAAUGCGUGUAUGAAAAUUACUAAGAUGGGGUCGUGAGAUGUAAAGACAAAGUGCUUGUUUUUGGCAUGUUGUGAUAUAUGUAAUGCAUACUUGUGUGGGGCGGCGAAAUGGCCCCAGCGAGCUCA
This is a messenger RNA of Triticum aestivum (bread wheat), 2272 nucleotides long. Its product is annotated as serine protease HTRA3. The coding region runs from base 605 to 2005 and encodes 466 amino acids. Gene Ontology annotation, molecular function: protein binding. Lineage: Eukaryota; Viridiplantae; Streptophyta; Magnoliopsida; Poales; Poaceae. The record is from RefSeq and is a predicted model, not a curated record. The transcript is spliced from 14 exons.